UACAUUACAAGGUAUCAUGAAUUAGGUACGCAAUUUUCAGUUUAAAUCUUACAAGUUUGAUUGCAGCAUGGAAAUAGACAAUAUUUGCUAUCCUUGCCAACCAGUGAUUACACCUCGAGGAAACUUUUUCAGUGAUCAAUAUUUUGAUGCUGCCAGAAAAACACUAAACGAUAUGGUGAACCAGAUGCGGAACAGUUGCAAUCGACAGGUGCAAUGGCCUCCGGGAAGAGUGGACUGCCUGUUGGCAGAACUGGGAGCGUGGCAGCAGUCUGGCCAAAGUCUUGGGGCUAUAAUGGGAACGAUAAAACACGAAGAUCUCUUUACCACUGUCUUCAGGUUCGAGCCUGAUAAUCUCAAGAUGCUUGUUGAUGUAAAAGGCUUUCAUCCAUUUAACAUGAAACUGAAUGUAAAUGAAGAAGUGGUCGAAUUGAUCGCCAGCCAAGAAGAGGCAUCGAAUAACCCAGCUACGACUAGAGGCCAGAACUGUGUUGGAUAUAUGGCAAGGAAUAUUUCCAGAAAAUAUAUUCUACCACAGAAACUUGUAAAAGAAUGUGUUCAAUGCAGUUUGUCAGCAGAUGGUAUAUUGUUCAUUAUGGCGCCAUGGCUUAGAUGCUAAAGAACUGCCACUGAUGCAAAAAGAGGUAGUUAUUCGUCUGUGUGGCAAGGAUAGAAUAAAAACUGCAAAAUUCGAGUCAA
Messenger RNA from Homalodisca vitripennis (glassy-winged sharpshooter), 696 nucleotides. RefSeq names its product alpha-crystallin A chain-like. Gene Ontology annotation, molecular function: protein folding chaperone. The transcript is spliced from 2 exons. Gene Ontology annotation, biological process: response to heat; protein refolding. Lineage: Eukaryota; Metazoa; Arthropoda; Insecta; Hemiptera; Cicadellidae. The record is from RefSeq and is a predicted model, not a curated record. The coding region runs from base 68 to 616 and encodes 182 amino acids.